GUGCAACUGACGCAAUUCAAACGCAGCUCUGGAAAUUUUUGCCUGACUAGGAAAAAAUGCCCUUUUAGCACGGAUGUGAGUGUGAUGUCGAAGUUUGGAAGAUUCGGACCACUGCUGGGCACCAUCUACGUGGGAAACACACUCAGCAAGUUCCUGAUUUACGCCUCCAGGAAUGCCGAGAUCCUCACGUGUCACGAAGUAUCUCUGAAGCAGCUGAGCCCGCGACCUGGAUGGGUGGAGUACGAUCCGGUGGAGGUGUGGAAGUCUGUGGUGGAGUGCAUCGAGGUGGCGAUUCGGAAUCUCGUGUUGCUGGACAUCAAUCCACAGGACAUCAUCGCCGUGGGCCUGACGAACCAGCGGGAGACGGUGGUGGUGUGGUCCGGGGACACGGGAGAGGUGCUCCACAAUGCCAUCGCGUGGUGUGACGUGCGCUGUGCGGAAACUGUGCAACAACUCCUGACCAAGGCGAAGAAUCGGCCGAACUACUUGAAGGAAGUAUGCGGGCUCGUUAUCAGCACCAAUUUCAGCGCCGUGAAGAUCAAGUGGAUCAUGGACAACGUGGCGGGUGUGCGGGAGGCCAUUGACGGCGCCAAGUGUCACGUGGGCACGCUGGAUUCCUGGAUUCUGUGGAAUCUCACGGGCGGCACGGAGUCUGGGGUGCACAUGACGGACGUGACGAACGCCUCGCGGACGAUGCUGAUGAAUCUGCAGACGCGCAAGUGGGACAAGUCGCUGUGUUCAUUCUUCCAAAUCAAUCCACACGUUCUGCCGCAGAUCCGCUCGUGCGCCGAGACGUACGGCUUCAUCCAUCGCGGGCCGCUGCAGGGAAUUCCCAUUGCCGGCUGCAUCGGGGACCAGCAAGCGGCCCUGCUAGGGCAGAUGUGCUUCCGUGCCGAGCAGGCGCAGUGCACGUACGAUGAGGGCUGUUUUCUGCUCGUGAACACCGGCCAGGAGAUCAUUGACUCGGACAGCGGCUUGCUGAGCACCGUGGCGUUCCAGCUGGGCCCCGCGGCGCUCCCCUUCUACGCCCUCGAGGGCGCCGUGGCCAAUUCCGGAUCUGCUGUGACGUGGCUGCGCGAGAAUCUGCUGCUGGAGACGGAGAUCAACCAGAACUGCCACACGCUGGUCAACAGCAUGAGCGAUUCCACAUUCUUCUCGCCCAUUCAGUCAUCGUCGCCAUUCGGCACGACCCCUCUAGUCACCGCCGCCACGUCUACGCCGCCAAACUCCCUGCUGCCGCUGGAGAACGUCAGCGCGGGCUCCGAUGUGAUCUUCAUCCCGGCCUUCAGUGGCAUCUACACGCCUCAUUGGCAGCACAAGGCGCGCGGGAUGCUGGCGGGCCUCACCAGCCACACCACCGCCCGCCAAGUCGUGCAGGCGGCCUACGAGGCCACCUGCUUCCAGACGCGCCAGAUCCUGGAGGCACUGCGCUCGGAUUGCCACACCUGGCGACCGCUGGCGCGGCUGAUAGUCGGCGGGGAGCUGAUGGAGACACCUUUCCUGCCGCAAAUGCUGGCGGACUUGUGCAAUGUGGACGUGGAGCGUCCGCAGAUCUCCUCGCCAGCCACGCUGGGCGCCAUGCUAGCCACGGGACUGGCCAUGAACGUGCUGUCACUGGAGAAUACUCAGGCUCUGCUGGCGCCGCCGGCGGACGUGCACCAUCCCACCAUGUGCCAGCUGGCCAGCGAUGGGAAGUACAAGCGCUGGCAGAAGGCCGUGCGGAUGUGCAUUCGCAGCACAGACGAGGAGAGCGACGAGGAGAAGGAGUUGGAUCCUCAUCGCGGUGUGACAAACAGCAUUCCUGGCUCUCUCUUCAUCGUCUCAUCGUUCGCGCUGGUGAUCGUGGCGGAAAUCCUCAGGAUACUCUGAGCGCGUGAGUCACAAUCAUGAUUUCUAGUCAAUCUCUCUCGCCUGAGGUUUCCACAAAUCAUUUUUUCCUAUAAUAGGCGCAUUUGACGUAGCUUUAACUGGUUAGAAUAGAUGGGUUCAUUGAGCUAAGCAAUAAUCUGUGGACUUUCUGAUGUAUUCCAAGUAUUUAUUUUACAUGUUUCAUUAGAAAAAAAAGGAAUAAUUAAAA
Molecule: messenger RNA, 2077 nt
Organism: Phlebotomus argentipes
Lineage: Eukaryota; Metazoa; Arthropoda; Insecta; Diptera; Psychodidae
Product: glycerol kinase
Exons: 2
Coding region: 85-1869 (594 amino acids)
Biological process (GO): glycerol-3-phosphate biosynthetic process; triglyceride metabolic process; glycerol metabolic process
Cellular component (GO): mitochondrion
Molecular function (GO): glycerol kinase activity
Source: RefSeq, a predicted model, not a curated record